Messenger RNA from Toxoplasma gondii ME49, 5515 nucleotides. Its product is annotated as vacuolar protein sorting 16, putative. The record is from RefSeq and is a predicted model, not a curated record. Gene Ontology annotation, biological process: intracellular protein transport; endosomal transport; vacuole fusion, non-autophagic. Gene Ontology annotation, cellular component: cytoplasm; endosome; lysosomal membrane. The coding region runs from base 1444 to 4206 and encodes 920 amino acids. Gene Ontology annotation, molecular function: actin binding. The transcript has 18 exons. NCBI's taxonomy places the organism in Eukaryota, Apicomplexa, Conoidasida, Eucoccidiorida, Sarcocystidae.
UGCAGAACUGCUGCUGCUCUUUUUCCUUUUUUCUCGGCGGUUUCAAGGUCUUUUGUUUCCUUCUGGCGUAGAAACGGCCAAUUCCCCUCAACAGUCUGAGGUUCCGGCGCGUGUGCAGACCCGUGACACACCUCUCUGAUUCGUUUAGAAAAAGUCCGUUUUUUCCUGUCGUUGUCCUUUUCAUUCCUUCUCUCAUUCAUUUCCCUCGUCACCUUUCUCCCUGGCUUGCUGGCGUCUUCGCGGUUUUCACACGCCUCGACUUUCUCCGGGCCUCCUCCAAGCCCGGACAGCGGCGGGCAGGCGAAACCACGAGAAUACCACGAACCUUUUCCUUCUCUUCCGUUUUCUUUCCUCUCCUCCCUUUUGUCUUCCCUCUUUCUUCCUUAUUUUCUCGUUUUCCUGUCUCGAUUUUUUUUCUGAGUCCUUUCCUCAGUCUUUCUCGCUUCUGCAACAAGGCUUGCACAGAAACGAGGGCGUCCACACUUGCGUUGCUUUUUCCUGCGCUCUGUAGCGACUCUCGAGAGACAGUGGAGUUUUGGAGUCGCUGGGGGACGGCGACGCGUAUAGAGAAAAACCGCAGAAAAGAGAGGCAAUUUCGCUCUUCUCCCUUCUCUGGUCUCCGUCCGCGUUUCUCCCUCCAGCGAGCGAAUCGCAGACUCGCGGAACCCGUCGAAUUCUCCCUUUUUGCCCAGCCGCUAGUUGACACUGCUCCAAGAAGCAUUUUUAUCUCCGACACUAGGUCGAAUGCCCCGGGAUACUCGAUUUGUCAACCAGGAUACAUACGUGUAUGUUUGCGUAUAUGUAGCGCUCUUGUCGAUUUUACUGCGCAUGGCGCUUGAUCUAUGUUAGUGAGGAAGAGAAUGCGCGACCGCUUGCCGGCCGUUGCUUCGAGCGCGCCCCGCGGCGAGGAAAGGACGUAGACGACCGCGUCGAAUCCUUCACUUGGUCGACGGCUGGGGUCACAGAGGCCUUCCUGCGGGCGAUGAGGCAGCCUCGCUUUUCGCGAGUGUUUUGUCGGUCGACGCGGUGUGCAUCGCGAUGACUCGCGAGUCACGCAAAACGCAAAGCUUCAGCUGCUCUCUUGCCUCUCGCCUUUGAAGACGACGAGAACCCAGAUCCGCGACGAUGCCCCCGCUGCCUUGAUGCGCAGGUCACCGGCCGGCGGAUCUUCGAGGAAGCACACAAACGAAGGGAGGAAAGAACAAGAGCGAAGAACACGAGAGGAAUCCGGAGAGGAGAUCAAGUGAACGUCAGAGACGCCAACAAGGAAGAAAAUACGCGACGAGAAGAGCAAGAGCUUCCGCCCACCUCACGGAGUUCGAGCGCACUCCUAUCGAGACUGCUCUGUGCAGGCCGGUGAGACGCGGCGACAGCUUGUGUCUCCUCCCCGUCACUCGAGGUUCGUUGCGUCUCUCGCGGAAAGGUCCUAAGCUGCACACUCCAAUGGCGACGCCUGCGGGGCUCCCCCCGCCUGCCUUUGGACCGGCGAGCCUGUCGCCAGCUGCGGACUUCAGCUUCUCAGCAGGCGCAAAUGGCAGCAGCGACUGGCAGUGCUUGGACAGCGUGUGGUACCGGAAGUUAGACGUCUUCGACAUGGAGUGGAAGCAUGAGCGCCAGCUCUUCGACCUCUUUGUCGUCGCCGCUGCGCCGUACGGAGGUCCCGUUGCCUGCGUCCGAAACGAGAAGGUGUUCCAGCCGGCAAAGAAAAAUAUCAAACCGGAGCUGCAGAUAUUCUCGGCCCGCGGGCGCCUCCUCGCCAAGUCGCCGUGGACGUAUAGCCGGCUGGUCACCAUGAGCUGGAACAACGACGAGGUCCUCGUUUGUGUGUUUCAAGAUGGCGUAGUUCGCACGUUCUCCCCGCAGUGCGAGAAAUUGCAUUUCUUCUCUCUAGACGAAAGAAUCAAAGUGGAGGGGGGGCUCGUUCAGGCGGCUGUGGGGGGCUGCGGCAUCGUCGCUCUGACGGCGGCGCUGAAUUUCUACUACAACGACGCGUUCGACCGCAGCCAAACGAUCGUGCUACCAGACACAGGUCUCCGAGGCCCGCCUCUGAGUCUGUGCAUUUUGCCAGCGGCUCCAUGCGCGGGAUCUGACCCAAACGAAAAAACGUUUUCUUGGUUUUCUCCCUCGACGACGAAACUGGAGGAGCUGCGGAUCGUCGUGGCCGCAGAGAGUGGGGCUCUGCUGCUUCUGGAUCGACACAAAUGCGUCGACUUGAAACUCGACGACGGCCCGUUUGUCGCUCUCUCCGUUUCGCGCUCUGGUCGCCUCCUCGCCUGUCUCUCUUCUACAGGGCAACUGAGGGUGUUGUCGACAGCGGGGAUUCCUCGGGCAAUUGCGUCGCCAUUUCUCGAGAGACAAAUGCGUCCGAAACAAGUCCAGUGGUGUGGCGACGAUUGCCUCGCUUUGUACAUCCCCAUGCACACACCCUCAGGCGACGUUCAGCACACGCUGUUUCUGGGAGGCCCAAAGAACGAAUGGCUGCCUUUCCAGUACGGAACGACGCGCGGCGGAUCGGUUCUCUUGCUGGUCUCCGAAGUCGAUGGACUGCGCAUCGUGACGAACAGUAAAACCGAGUUUCUGCACAGAGUCGCCGCGAGCACAGACGCGGUUUUCUCCGUCGGCAGCUGCGAACCGCCAGCGAUGCUCUGCUACGCCGUGGAGCGGUACCGGGCUCACGACGCUGCGGCAGACGAGAGUCUGCGGUCGAUCAAGCAAGACUUAGCUGAAGCAGCAGAGGCAUGCAUCGACGCAGCGACGUACGAGUGGCAGUUUGAGCAAGCGGCGGCGCUCCUUCAGGCUGCUGUGUUCGGCCGCCAAUUUCUGGACGGAGGAGCCCGGCAAAGUUGCAGAUCCUUUGUCCGCGCAUGCAGAGACCUCAGGAUUUGCUACGCAGUUCGACAGCCACCUUUAGAGAUGCCGAUUUCUGUCGCUCAGCUGCGGCACAUGAGUCUCGCUACACUCGUUCGUCAUAUUGCCAAUCGGCGGCAACACCUGCUGGCCUACCGCAUCUGCCAGUACGUAGGCCUGCCUGCGCGAGCGGUCCUCGCGUCGUGGGCGAUGGAGAAAAUUCAGCACAGCGUCUCCUUGACGGAUGAAGAACUCUCCGCCGUCGUCUGUCGACGCCUCGCGCUCGCGUCCUCGGAGUCGCCUUUGGUCCUCGGCUCUCCCCCCGCGCUGCACAAAGAAGGAAAAGAAAAACUCGCCUCCGUCCUCCCGCUCGCGAAGGUCGCUCUCUGCGCUGCGCAGGCCGGCCGGCCUGUCCUCGCCACUCGACUGACCGAGUUCGAAGUUGUAACCAAGGAACAAGUCAAAAUGCUCUUGAAACUGGCAGAACUAAACAUCGCCAUGGAGAAGGCCGUCGGCUCUGGGGACCCUGACCUCGUCAUGCAGUGUCUGUACAGCGCACUCGCUCACGAGCAACAAGCCACCGGCGAAGAGUCGGACUUGUCGCUGCUGAUCGAGGUUCUGCAUGAUCGACCUCUCGCUCAAGACCUUUUCGCUUUGUACUGUCGAGAAACCGGACAGCGAAACAUGCUUCAACUGUACUACGAAAGAAGCAAUCGCGCGUGCGACGCAGGCUGGACGGCGUUGACUGUGGCAUCUCGUCAACGCUCUGGGGAAGAAAAGAAAAAGACACUACGGCGCGCCGCCAGGGGGUUCGCGGACUGCCAGACCUCCCAGGACCUUGCGGCCUUCGCGCAUGCAAGCGUCCUCUCUCAAAUCGACCUGCUCAACUACCAAACCGAACUGGAGGUGAAGGCAAACUCGCGAGGCUGGUCACACCCGCCGCAUGUCUUUGUCGGUCUGUCCCUCAUGGAGACUGUGCGUCAGGUGAUUCUCAAAAUGGAGUUUCACGAGGCAGACAACUUGCAGAAGGUUUUCAAAAUUCCAGAGAAGCGCUACUGGCGCUGCAAGAUCGACGCACUCGCUGAUGGACGCUUCUUCGACGAGCUCCUCGCUUUCGCCCAGUACCGAACAUCGCCGGUCGGCUACGAUCCCUUCAUCACAGCCUGCAUGCGCAACGAGGCCUGGGAAGCUGCAGCGAAACUCGUGCCAAAGGUGAAGGACCCCGAGGAACAGGCUAUGUGGUACUCUCAGCUGGGCAUGCAGCGCGAGGCGGAGGAGGCUGCAAAGAACGCCGGCUCUCAGUCUCUCAGCGGCGGCUUGCUUCAGACCCUCACAGACGCCCUCAAAGGCCGUCGCUGAACGGUAACUGCACUCCCGGCCCAACCUCAACUGCAUGAAGAUGGAAGAAUACAGGAACAAGAACUCCCCGAUUCGAAAGUCUCACCAUAUAUAUAAAUAUAUAUAUAUAUAUAUAAAUAUAUAUAUAUAUAUAUGAAUAUAUAUGAACAAACCCCUGCUUCUCUAUUCCUCGCUUCUGCUCGCCUCGUGUCUGUUUCUGGGUUUCUUUUUAAAGAUUUUUUUUUCGUCUCGCGCAAACAUACAAUCUGUCUUUUCAAAUCGUUCUGCUCAAAUGCCGGUUUCUUCGAUCGGUCAACGCUGUUUGCUUUCUCUGUCGGCGUCCAACGCCUAUCUCUGUGCCUCCAGCGAUGCGCUAAACAGCCGACCUUUUCAGAUACACUCGUUGGCGGUCUCCUGUUUUUUUAUUAUCUGCGCGCGUUCUCGUCCUUUCCACUUCUGAGUGCUCCCUCUCGUCGCGCCUUCUUCUCUUAUCACCCUCUCUUCUCUGUCUUCUCUUUUUACCCUCUCUUCUCUCUCCCCUUAUCACCCUCGCUUCUCUGUCUUCUCUUAUCACCCUCUCUUCUCUGUCUUCUCUUAUCACCCUCUCUUCUCUGUCUUCUCUUUUUACCCUCUCUCCUUUUUCUUUCGUGUCUCUUCUCUCUUUUCUUCGUCUCUCUUCUCUCUUUUCUUUCUGUCUUUUCUCGGUCUCUCUCGUCGUUACUUCAGUCUUGGUUCUCUUCUCCCUCGUUUUUCCUGCCGUCCCUGUCUGUUGCCUCGUCGUCCUCCCCGUUUCUCCGUCUUGUGUAUCGUUGCUCUCGAUUCUCGCUCUUGCGUAGCGGAGUCUGCAGAAGAAGGAUAGCAGUCACCUUGAAGACACAAAAAAGCAGCCUCUUUGCAGGCUUUUUUGCGUCGAUUCGAAUUGAGGCCGAGACAACAGAAAGAAGAAAGCAAUCUCCAGUUGAAGUAGCUCAUGUCGAAAACGCCAGGUCGAAGAGGAGUAUCUACAGAGGACACUGUUAGGAUAUAGUGAACACAGUGUGGCUGUGGUUUCUCGAACAUAAAUGCUGUGUAGGAGCUUUCUUUCCAAAACUCCACCUCAACAGAUGUGCAGUCUCCUUCAUGUGUUGCUGUUUCUCGCACGCAACUCGGCUGUUCUCUGAUAACAUCGGUGUCGUCGCUUCGAAAAAACGAAGCCGAAGCUGAGAGCGUUGAAGUCACACGAUAGGGAUUGUGCCGGUGUGUACCUCCUUGAUUCGUGUGAGGGUGCCUCUGACGUUUUCCUGUUCACUCUCUGAGUCAGCAAAAAAGCAGACGUAAGCAGACUUCCCCG